UUGACCUUAAAAAUGGCGGCAGGGAUCUGCGCGGUCCGCCGAAUAAAUAUAGGAACCGAGCUUAUUUUGUUGUAGAACUUUUAAUGAGGAAAGAGACGAAUCAUAAUGGCUUAUGGUGCUACCGUGGAUUAGCAGCGAACGCCUUUUACAAGAUAAAAUGGGAGUCCUGAAUGUUUGGGUUGUGGUGGUUCUGCUGGGAACGUUGGGAUGCUGGACAGCUGAAGGUCACGGGAGCAGCCGACGAGGCGACACGGAUGCAGCCGCCAAGUCCCACACCUCCCACCAGGAGUCGCACUCCAUGGAGAAGGAGAAAGCAGACGGGAGCAUCCAUCAAUCUCAUUCUGAUGCAGAGGAAGACCCGUGUCACAGGACCAACUGCGGAAGAGGCCGGCAGUGUGUGCUGAUGGCGGAAAGCGGGCGCGCCGAGUGCGUGUGCCAGGAAAAAUGCCGGCCCUCCUUUGUGCCCGUGUGCGGCUCGGACGGCAGGUUUUACGAGAACCACUGCGAGGUUUACCGCACGGCCUGCCUGGAGAGGAGGCGGAUCUACGUGGUGCACAGCAAAGACUGCUUCUUCAGAGGCAGCGCAUGCACCAUGUCAGAGUACAACAAGCUGAAGAGCACGCUCCUGGACAUGCAACCGAAAGCGGCGGGGAGCGGCGAGCGGAGCCAGCAGCGCGACAUGGAGGAGAAGAGGGCGCUGGUGGACGCCAUGUUUAAACACCUGGACGGGAACGAAGACGGCCGGCUGAUCAGCGACGAACUGGAGAAGAUCUCGCUGAAGCAGCAGAUGGAGCGCAGCCUGCUGCAGUGCACCGUGCAGGACCUGCUGCGGUACGACGACUACAACAACGACGGACAUCUGAGCCUCCAUGAGUUUUACACAGCUUUCCAGGUUGUGCAGCUGAGCCUGGCGGAGGACCAGCGGAUCAGCUCCUCCACCGUAACGGUGGGCCUCAGCGCCGUCCUGACCUGCGCCAUCCAGGGGACGCUGCGCCCGCCCAUCAUCUGGAAGAGGAACGGCAUCGUCCUGAACUUCCUGGACCUGGAGGACAUCAACGACUUUGGGGACGACGGCUCGCUGUACAUCACCAAGGUGACAACAAUACACAUGGGGAACUACAGCUGCCAUGCCUAUGGCUACGAAGACCUCUAUCAGACUCAUGUGCUGCAGGUGAAUGUCCCUCCGGUGAUCCUGGUUUACCCGGAGACGCAGGCGCAGGAGCCCGGCGUGUCGGCCAGCCUGCACUGCCACGCCGACGGCAUCCCCGACCCAAAGCUGCUCUGGCUGAAGAACGGCAUGGAUCUGCAGCUCAGCGCCUCCAAUCAGCUCUCGCUCAUAGCCAACGGCAGCGAACUGUUCAUCGCCAGCGUCCGUUACGAAGACACCGGCGCUUUCACAUGCAUCGCCAAGAACGAGGCGGGAGUGGACGAAGACAUCUCCUCUCUGUUUGUGGAAGAUUCAGCCAAGAAAACACUUGCAAACAUCCUUUGGAGAGAAGAAGGGUUGAGUGUGGGAAACAUGUUUUACGUGUUUUCUGAUGAAGGCAUCACUGUCCUGCAGCCCAGCGAAUGUGAAAUACGGAGACACCUGAAGCGGACAGAGAGGAUCGUCGCCACCUACGAGGAGAUGUGUCCUAAAGGUCAGGGCGUGACCCCGCAGCGCUGCGUUUGGUCGUCAGCCGUCAACGUCAGGGAGAAGUACAUCUACGUGACGCAGCCGCUGCAGAGCCGGCUGCUGGUCGUCGACAUCCAGGCCCAGAAAGUGGUUCAGGCGGUGACAACAGACCCGUUUCCUGUGAAGAUGCUCUACGAUAAAUCACAUGACCAGGUGUGGAUUCUUACCUGGGGCGACAUGGACAAAACUCACCCAACACUGCAGGUAAUUCCUCAAGCCAGUGUGGGUGAAGUUCAUCACGCCAUCCGAACCACUUUUCAAAGGGUGACGAACUUCUUCAUCCCUCCAACUAACCUCAUCAUAACUCACGUGAGGUUUGCAUUCGUCUUCCUGAAAAAUGAGCCGGCGGUCCACAAGAUAGACCUGGAGACCUUCCAACGCGUCAAGACCAUCAGUCUGAAGAACUACAGCUGCAUCCCGGCCAGCAUGGCCUACACACACCUAAGCGGCUUCUACUUCAUCCAGUGCCAGAGCAAGAGCCUUCUGGGCGCUCCGGCCCAGCUCCUCGUCGACAGCGUGACGGACGCUGUCAUCGGCCCCAAUCAGAACAUCACAGGCCAGGCUUACGUGUCGCCAGACGGUCGCUACGUCGUGACGCCGGACCUGAGGCGCUCCAAGCUGACAGUUCAGAUGGUGUCCUUCCAGGGAGAGCUAACGCUAAACCAGGAACUAGACGAGCCCAUAAGUGUCUCCGAUAUGGUUUUCCAGCCUUCUUUUACGGAAUCGAACCAACACAUGUUGGUGGCGGCGUCCAGGUCGGGCUCAGACCUGCUGUUUGCCGAUCUGUCAUCAGGACGCACAGAGGUUCUCCGGAGCCUGAAGGAGCCCCUGGCCGCCCAGGCCUGGCCGUGGGGGGGCCCCAACAGAGUGAUCGUCUCCAGCGGCUUGUUUGGACAGUACCUGGUGACGCCGUCGGUUGAGUCGCUCUUCGUCCUGGACGGCAAACAGAGAACGCCGCACUGCGAGGUUUCAGACAUCAAAAGAGCCAACACAGUGGUCUGGGUCGGCGAGGUAUGAGUAAAAAAGAAAAGCCAGAAAAACGGAGACUUAGAAUUAGAAGUAAACAAGAAAAGGAGAAAUCAGGCCAAAUUACCUAUCAUUAAGAUUUAUGUGAACCCAACUUGGGACUGAGAGGGGAAACACGCCUGAGAGAUGAAUCAAAAGUACACCUAAAAAUAGAGAAAAUACUAAGAAAAUCUGUCGUGAUAUUCCUAUUGGGAGAAAGUGUCAAUGCCGUUCAGUGCAACAGUGAUCUAUGUGCACUUUACUAUACAGAAUUGUACAUUAUUGCACUUCCUUCCAUGUUAUCACAGCAAAUAGGUACCUGAAGAGGCGAAAGUAACAACUAUGAACUAUGCACAAUGCUCACUUUUUUUUAAGAAUAAAAAGCUUUCCCAGUUUUGUUAAUCUCAUGUUUGUCGUUCUCACCAGUGCUGCAUAUAGUCACCAAACAGUCUGUCUUGUCUGCCUCUAGUGUGUAGUGUAGUCCUUUUAAAAGCGAACAUCUGUUCACUCAUGGUAUUGUACUGUACUCUCUGAAAGCUUUCAUUCAUACUGGCAGAGGUUGGCUUCAUGCACUUAUCUAAUUCCCUCUAUUUCUGUUGCCAAUCCAAAGAGUCCAAUUGGUCCAUUAAGUAACCAUGGAUGCUUCAGUCACAGAGGAAACAGAAAGUAUGUAGCGAUCUCCACAAUGGUUUAAUCUCCCCCAUCUCACUGUUCCCCAUGUUGACUGCAGCACAGCGCCGUGCGGCGAAGCCUAAAAACGCCACUUAGCCGAUCCACCGGGGCAACGGCUCCGGUUUACGCUGAGGCCAAGGAAAAGCAGCAUCAUUCAUCCACUCUGAUGGGCUGUGAGCAUUUGUGCAUCCAUUCAGAAAGACAGCUACAGGCGUCAAGUUAUGGCUUAACCCUUUGAGCCCCAAGUUUAAAAUCUCCGCCUGGAUAUUUUUGCUUUUUUUGACUGUACAAAGUGCUUUAAAUCUCCUGUGAGUAAAUAAUUAGCUCAGUUAUUCAUAACUGGAAAUGUCAAUAUCAUAGUAGUUUUCAUAAUUUGCCAUCUAUUAAGAUUGGCCCUCAGACAACAUCAGGCCAAACAUUGCCUGGAAAGCGCAACGUCUCAGAAACCAUGGCGCUGAAUUACGGUCUUGCAAAUUUGACACGUUUGGCCUACAAGGAUUAAAUGAGAUGCCAGAAAAAAACAUUUGGAGUUUUCUCUGCACACUGCCAGUCAGCUGGCUGAAAGACAAAUAUUCUGUUGUUUGAGAAAAUUGAAUGCUUGUUUUUGAAAUAAUACGCAGCGUUUCUGUUAAACAACAGAAGCAGAAAGCUCAACUAUCCAACAAUCAGCUUCUGUGAAAAGUUCCCAGGAAUUGCCUUCCUUCGUUCUUUCAUACAUCCUCAAAUCUGUAGGAUGACUCAAACAUGGCUGCAGUUUGAGUUUAGAAAAGCUUGGAAAGGAGUUUAAAUCACAGCAGUGGUACUUAGGAAAUAUUUUGUGGCUGUAAAACUUCUUAAAAACAAGCAAGUUCAAGCAAGCUGUGUAACCGUUAGUUAAAAUAUGUUCUGUAUCUUUGAAAACCAUUAGCAAUAUGUAAUUUAUACAAAACCACAGAGCAUAUAAGCUAGCUUAAGUGUCCAACGCUUAAUGGACUCGCAUAUCGGACUAAAACGGCUUAUGAGCGACUUUUGUUUCAAAUGAUCAGAUAGGGUUAGUAAUAACAGUCCUAUGGACCCGUUGCAUGUUUUCCCACACAACGCUGGAGGGCAAAAAGACGAUUCUUUUCUUUUCCAUCCAUCAAGAAGAACCGUUAACUAAAUGAAACUGUAUCUGUUGUUAAUUCAGCGCCACAGCAAAGGGAAAAUAACGCAGAAAAAACACCAAACAACUCAAAACCACUUUUUUUUUCUCGCUCUGUCGAUUACGUGACAUACAGACUGUAGUGAUGACAAUUAGCAGCAACGCUCUGUGUUUCUUUUUCUUUUAUAUAUCAGGAGUAGAUUUAAUAUUUAUUGCAUUGACAACUCGGCAGCUAAACCAAUGCUAGUCAUGGGAGCGAACAGCUUUUUGCUCUCCAGCAGGAAGCUGGGGGCCGGAUCUGGGGUGUGACAUUACACUGCAAUGGGUUCAUGAAUUCUUAGAGAAGUUACUAAAUGAACACCAGCAACUCUUUGUGUAUCAGAAUAGCACAUGUUCUCCAGCUGAACUGCAUCAUUCUUGGUGUAAUUGUGAUUCUGCAGUUGCACUAAUCAUAGCAAUGAUGAGCUAUUAGCAGAUAUCGCUGCUGCUGUAGUAAUGACUGAAACAAGAAAGCCUCACUAAGCACAUCUGCUCUGCACACCAACGCUUAGCUUGGACACGCUUAAUGGAGCCGCGUAUCGGACUAAAACGGCUUAUGAGCGACUUUUGUUUCAAAUUAUGAGAUUUGUCAGAAAGCUGAUUCUAGGUCUAUUUGUAGAUGAUUAAGGAAAAUCCUAUAUUUAGAAUAACAGCAGCAGCAUUUGUCAAAAUGUCUGAAAACUAACUUAACUUUCCGUCUUCAACAGCAGAAAGCAGGAAUCAAAACGAAGAGACGCGCUGAAAUAACAAUCUUACCAAGUUUUUUUCUUACCAUUUAUAUAUUAUUACGUUUGAAUUAAGUCAAAACUUACAAGUAUAUUCAGCAAGAUACAAAAGCUUGUUUUAAAUAAACCUUUACUUAAUAUUUAUGAAAAAGUUCUUGUUCUACUGACAGUUAAAUUUACUUAAAAACUUACUUGUGUGUCUUGCUAAUAAGUUAUAUUGAACUUAAUUUUGUCUUAAUUCAAGUGUAUUAAGCUAUUUAUGCUAGAAACUACACUAAAAAUACUUGGCAAUAUAGUAUGUUUUUGUAGUGUACAUUAAUUAUUCAUGCAGUUAUAUGAACAAAAUGCUACAGAAUUUAAACCUCAAAUCUGAGAGCAAAACCUGAAAACUAUCUGGAUAAAUUAAUGUUUUAUUCAUUUACUGAGUUUUAACAACGUUAUUCUGAGUGACUUGCUACAUUAAUAAUUAUAAAAGUAAAUAAAAAUGAAUCUGUUCAGGUCACGUGUGUCAUGACAGAAAACUCGCUUCUUUUGCUCAAAUGUAGAGUUUUUAAGCUAACCACACGAGCCGCGGUGCUUCAGUGGAUAAAUUCAAGAGACCCAAAUCUUUACUUAGUUUUAGUUUUAGUUAGUUGCCCUAAAGUCACACAAUGCCUUAAUCUACAUUAUGUAGCUAAGAUGUUGUUACUAUAAACGUUGAUCCUCUGGAUCACGAAGGCAGCUCACUUAUUCAACUUAUUCAACAUUUCUCAUUAGAUUUGUGCGUUUUGUUAACAGCUAACUUGUGCAUUUGGUGUUUUGUCUGCAGCCACAACAACUUAGUUUGAGGCAGAAUGGGGACGUUUUUAGCAACAUUUAUGAGUUUUUACUUGAGUUUCCACAGGUUCAUGUGAUUUCCUGUGAGUACAGAUUAAACUUUUUAUCAUUUUGCAUAUUUGCAACGUUACAACCACAAAUUUCAAUGUACAUAGAACAACCUAAAGUAGAAUACAAAUGCAUUAAGCCCUCUGUUCUCUGAUCAGAUUUAUUAAAAAUCAACAAAUGAAGUUAUAAAAUACAAAACUACAAGAGCAGGAUUACACAUAUCUUAAGUCUAGGGAAGAGACACAAAAAGAAAGUCAUUAUUGUGAGAAAUGGUAUAUUUUAAAAGUAAGAAUUUUAUAUUUAAAUUCAACUGACAUCAGGUGGAAAAUUAAUUAUCUUCCAGCUUAACAGACAUGCUGCUUGCUUCAUUUUCCACAAAAUUGAAUUUAAACCAUUCCUAAGCUUUAUUUGAGCCAGCUGACCAGCAACAUGAGGGAGAAAACUGCAGUGAAUCCAUCAUUUUUCUGGCAUGUCAUUAAAAUGACUUUAAAUUUAAAGAAAGGCUGUGAUUUGUAAACUAACUUUUAAAAACCAGAAGAUGACAGAAAACAUGUAGAAAGUGUCAAAUCACAUGAGAUUAUAAUUAAACUUUUAGCCGUUCAUGUGUAGCAGAAAAACAGACUGUGGUGAAUAUUCACCUUCCAGCACUAAGCAGACAGAGCCGCAAUAUGUAGAUUUAAUUCAAAGGAGAUACAAAAUCUAAAAAAAAAAAUGACUUGAGAAUCCAAUCUGACCCUGAACCAUGUCACAAAAACGAGCAAAUAUUAGUUUCAUUUGACCAAAAUUGGUAUAAAUGCCACAAACAAAACAUGAAAACUUUUAACUCCUCCUGCUUUUUUCUUGGACUUCACAAGUCUCCAUCAAAUUUCCACAAAAUAUCAAUAAACCUGAACAAAAGCACUGAGGUUUGUGGUUGUAACACUCUAAAAUGAGGAAAAACUGAAAUGUAACUCGGCAGAUCACAAGUACUCACAGCCAUUUAAAUCAAAGUUGCCGGCUUUUAUUUUGGCAGGUCAAACAUCUUCAAAAUGAAAUCCACUAACUAAGAUGUCAAAGUCUGGUUUUAGCAUGUAGCAACCCGAGUUGAGUUUAAUGAUACGUUCAGAUUUUUAGGUUUGUCUGAAGAUAUUUGCUGCUAAUGCAACAUUCUGGUUUUCAAACUGAAAACAAUUUUGAGAACAUCAACAGCGAUUUGUUGGAUGUUUCUUAGACCACUCUUGCACUGAGAAGACAAACGUGUCCGAAUUCAUCCUGCUGUCGUUUAAUGUUCUUCAAUAAAUGUUAAACUAGUUUUUGGCUCUGCUUCCUGAAGGUCCAACUACAUAAUAAUCCAAAUUCACUCCCAUCUAAAUCUGAAUCCUGCAUGUAACCAAACAACUCUGCAACAUGACCUCUGACCUCACACAGAUCACCCAAAAGCUGCUUGUAAAAGUCACUUUUCAGUAAGACGCACCAGUGCUGCAGCCGUUAGCGGACGAUUCUGGCGAGCUCCUGUUGUUCUGUGGAUCAGUGUUCCUGUUUUAGAGCCGCAGCGGCGCGGUGGCGCAGAGCUGCGCUGCUCGGUGUGAUAGAACCACUGCUGUAGAUAACAUUCUUCCAGAUAGGACACCUUCAGACAUGACAUGAACCUGUACAGUUUUCUUUAUGCAUUUUGUGUGUUCUGGUUUAUGGGGGAAUUGUUUUGUAAGAAAAAAAAAUGGAAAUAAAUAUAUUGUUAAAAUCA
This is a messenger RNA of Poeciliopsis prolifica (blackstripe livebearer), 7823 nucleotides long. RefSeq names its product follistatin-like 4 (gene fstl4). Gene Ontology annotation, biological process: multicellular organism development; regulation of BMP signaling pathway; cell differentiation. The transcript is spliced from 16 exons. The record is from RefSeq and is a predicted model, not a curated record. Gene Ontology annotation, molecular function: protein binding; calcium ion binding. Lineage: Eukaryota; Metazoa; Chordata; Actinopteri; Cyprinodontiformes; Poeciliidae. Bases 113 to 2692 code for a protein of 859 amino acids.